Molecule: messenger RNA, 1029 nt
Organism: Orbicella faveolata
Lineage: Eukaryota; Metazoa; Cnidaria; Anthozoa; Scleractinia; Merulinidae
Source: RefSeq, a predicted model, not a curated record
AUGGUCAUGUGUGGUGGUCAAACAUGGAUCGUGAGUAAGAAGAUGCAGUUAAAAAGUGUCAGCAAUGCCAACUGCACCAGAAGGCCCCAGCAGAAGCACCUCUCCACCCAUGGGAGUGGCCCAGUCAACCCCGGUCAUGGGUGCACGUUGAUUAUGCAGGGCCCUAUAAGGGUCACGUAUUCAAUGAUGAUCAAUGCACAUUCCAAAUGGAUGGGUGUCCACAUAAUGCAAAGUACAGCAUCAGCCACCACCAUAGUGAAGUUGAGAGAAAUCUUCGCAACCCAUGGUCUCCCGGAAACCAUUGUCAGCGACAAUGGUCCCAAUUUCACAAGUGCAGAAUUAGAGAAUUUCCUCUCAAAAAAUGGCAUCAAACACACCAAAGUAUCACCAUACCAUCCAGCUUCGAAUGGACAGGUGGAGCAAGCAGUCAGAGUCUUCAAAGAAGGGAUAAAGAAGAUGGAAGAGGGAACCAUGCAAGACAAGUUGUCACGUUUUCUGCUCAAGUACAGAACAACACCACACACAACAACAGGGGUUACACCAACGGAACUGCUGAUGAAGAGAAAGCUGAGAACUAAGCUUGACCUCAUAGUGCCCAACACUGCAAGUCUGGUGAGACAGAAGCAAGAACAUCAAAAACAGACCCACGACCACCAUGCCAAACACAGGGACUUUGAAGCCAGUGAGCCUGUGUUCAUAAAGGACUUCAGUUCCCCCAAGUCCUGGCAAAAAGGAACUGUGGUGCAGAUGACGGGCCCAGUCUCAGCCCUAGUCAAAUUACCGGAUGGUCGAGUUGUUCAACGACAUCAGGACCGUAUGCGGAAGAGCCACAGCCAAGACCCAACAAAGUCAAAUCCUGAGAUUUUGGUACCAGGAGUGGUGCUGGAGGCAGAUUGCACAACAGACACAACCCAACCGAGUAGCCCAACCAAGCCAGUCGUGAGUUUGUCUGAUGCACAAAAGGCUAAACCAUCACACCCAGUCCGCGACCGACGUUUACCCGAAUGUUUCAAAGACUAUGAACUUUAA